CGGGAAUGCAUGUCAGCUAGGCAGUUUCUCAGCCACAUGUAAGCAGUGGCGCUGGCGAUGCAGCGUCCAGAGUGAGGAGUUCCGACGUGACAUAUACCGGUCACUUCCUCCGACAAGAAAGUGGGUGUCUACACUUUACAGUCGUUGAAAUGACAUCUACAUGAGGCCAGGCUCCAAUCAUCUCGCCUCACGAAAAUUAUAGAUCAGUACUCCUCAGCAAAAGCAACGUUUACUGAAACCGGGAAGACAUCGUGCAAUGGGCUUUGGUAUUGCACCACGGUUGAAGCAGAAUAUCGGACUACCGGCAGAUCGACGGGGAAUCGACAGCCAAGGCGAAUACUCUGAUAUUAAGCAAAGCUUUUUUGUCCAAGCCAGACGAAGAAUCACUAGUCUAUUUUGUUGCAGAUCGAAUGACGACGGCAGGGAAGCCUCCGAAAAAUUCUCAGCCAAUCCUUACACAUCACAUGAUAUCAAAGGCGGAUACCGACAUCACCAACCUCUUGCUACUCCAAGUAACGAGCAGUCGAGGUUGAACGGCGAGACCAUAUGGCAACUAAGCCCAGGAUCAAAUAUUGAGCAAUCGUGGAAUCGAUUAGAAAAGACGAUAGAUGCCUUCAUCGCAGUUACUCCUGUCGACGAAUAUCAGUUCACGCCUAGAAUUGUGGUCGAACCAUGUGAGAUUGGACAAGAACGCAAGAAAGCACGACCAACAGUACUCAUCAGUUGCUCGUCCCACCCUUAUGGAAAGAAAAUGGCAGAGACAUUGCAACGGAGUGGAGUACUAGAAACUCACUCAGCUACCUUCAGUGUAAUGGUUCGGCCUUGAUGAUUGGGGGAGGCGGGGCGGAUACUGGCAUGCUGAGGUUAACAAUUUGGAAAC
Molecule: messenger RNA, 880 nt
Organism: Colletotrichum phormii
Lineage: Eukaryota; Fungi; Ascomycota; Sordariomycetes; Glomerellales; Glomerellaceae
Exons: 2
Coding region: 257-826 (189 amino acids)
Source: RefSeq, a predicted model, not a curated record